UUUGCAAACGAUUUCACGAAUAAAGUAUUUUUUUUUAAUUCUAUCUUCGUAUAGGUAAUCGUUUUUAAUCUUUUUAAUGCAAAAAUAUUAGAGUUAUUGGGAGAAGUGAUCCAACAAAGCGAAUGCAACAAUGAGAAACUGCUUCAUUCCUAAAUGUGAUCUUGUCAACAAGCAUAACCCGAAACGGGCGAUGUUUAACGUUCCGAUAAAGGAUGCUAUGCUGUUUGCGCAAUGGCAAGCCGUUCUUCCGAAUCAUCGUCCGUUAAAGGAGUUUGAUAGGAUAUGUGAAAACCAUUUUGCCGAAGAGGACAUACUACGCUACUGGGAACAUACGAUCAAUGGCAAAAUAGAGAGAAUGGAACGAAAAAAACCGGCGCUCAAGCCUAAUGCAGUACCAGUUUAUGUUGAUUCAGUUUCAGUAGAUGAAAGUUUUAAUAGUUCUUCCCAGAAAAACCAAAUGAAGGUGUUGCAGGAGUCAAUAGACGUUCCACAAGCGAAGAAAAUUAAAACUUGCCAAACAGAUUCUUCUGAGGUAAGUGUAACUAGUACGAUUAAUUUGUCAGUACAGACUAUUCCCGAGUCGUUGGAAGGCCAAGAAAUUGAACACAAUACUCUAAUGGAGGCUGAACAAUCAGUGCACCCUGAAUUUGAAAUGCUCUAUGACGAUGUGUAUGAAGUUGAGUUACCAUCAACGCUUUGGGGUAUUCAUAGGGAUACUGAGAAGAAAUUCAUCGCUUUCACGGAAUUUAACAAGGAUACAAUGAAUACCAGAAAAUAUCUGUUCAUUGAUCAACGUCUGGAGUACAGAAUGGCGGUUGGACAGAGAAUAAUGAAAAAAGGAAUACUUUCAGAGGCUUGUACAGUUGAUAUUUCUAAUUUGUUGUCUGAGUUGGAAGAUAUUCAAGUUCGUAAGAUAAUUGUUAAAGGAAGUUCUUCAGUGCUAAAAGAAACUUGAUUUGAAAACGCAUGACUUUAUGUGUAUAAUAAAUUUUAUAUUU
Sabethes cyaneus is the source of this 998-nucleotide messenger RNA. RefSeq lists its product as uncharacterized. The transcript has 3 exons. Bases 131 to 955 code for a protein of 274 amino acids. The record is from RefSeq and is a predicted model, not a curated record. NCBI's taxonomy places the organism in Eukaryota, Metazoa, Arthropoda, Insecta, Diptera, Culicidae. Gene Ontology annotation, molecular function: sequence-specific DNA binding.